This is a messenger RNA of Anopheles stephensi (Asian malaria mosquito), 762 nucleotides long. RefSeq names its product cysteine-rich venom protein 6-like. Bases 244 to 600 code for a protein of 118 amino acids. NCBI's taxonomy places the organism in Eukaryota, Metazoa, Arthropoda, Insecta, Diptera, Culicidae. The transcript is spliced from 2 exons. The record is from RefSeq and is a predicted model, not a curated record.
UAGAAACUGUUGCAAGUGACAAACCACUUCCUGCCUCGCAAGAGCUCCCCCGUCCGCGCUUCCCAUCGCAAUAUUUCGCAGGAACGGAACGGAAAACAGACAUCGAUUACCGAUUUGCACAGCUGAAGUGUAAAGGUUCGCCGGUAUGUUUUCUGCCAGCUUUUCGAGCUUUUCGAUCGAUAUUGGACAGUUGGACUGGAACGGCGUUACGACCAACCACCGAGUCACCAAGUGUCUUCGAGAAUGAAUUGGGUGAUCGUUUUGUUGUUUGCUGCUGGGUGCGGUAUCUGUGACGCUCAGUCCACCACCGUCCGGAAUCUUUCUGCUACGACUUUCAGCACCAGCAACCAGUCGCAGGAAGCGUUUAAAGGACUAGUUCCGGUGCCGCCAGGAGCUAGCUGCCCCAUACGCACCUGUGGACGCAACGAGGUACUGAAAGUAUGUGGCUUAUGUUACGACAACACUUGCUCCGGACGGUCCGUGCAAGUGUGCAGCAAAGUCUGCUACUGCGGUUGCUACUGUAGGAUUGGGUUCGUUCGGACAACCCCCAACGGACGGUGCGUUCUGCCGAAGCAGUGUCCAAUCCUUCCUAUCGUCUAGCCGAAGCGGACGGUGAACGUGGAACCGUUUUCGGAAGCUGAUGACGCUAAUUUACCUCAUUUAUUUGGGUGUGUAUGUGUUUGUACGAGCAUCACAUAGAGGAAAUGAACUAAACACGGAAAAGAACUUUAAUCGGAGAGUUGCUCUAUGACAAAAAAUACA